This is a messenger RNA of Protopolystoma xenopodis, 261 nucleotides long. Lineage: Eukaryota; Metazoa; Platyhelminthes; Monogenea; Polystomatidea; Polystomatidae. The record is from the annotation of a GenBank genome assembly.
GUAAGCUACCACGUCACAUGCAGCACCUUUAUCAAGCCUCAGCGCGGGCUCUUACGGAUUGGUGCCGGGGGUAAGAUGUGGCUGCCGGUAGAACAUGCAAUACGUACUUCUGUUAGACUAAGUGACUAUGAGCGGUCCUACAUUCCAUCCAUAAAAGAACGGUGUGAUUACGCCUCUUCCCCACACCAAACUGGAUUGGAGCCCCUAGACCUAACUUUGCGGGUGGGCGCUACGGACAUCUCAGAUAAGACAAAGAAAUGA